AUGGCCGUGCUCAAUUGUGGUUUUCUCCGCUUGUUCCAGUGGCCUCUUCGUUCUGAUUCUAUGAGACGGCUGGAGAUGAACAAGGGCCAAGCACAGUAUAGCUUGGUGGACAUGAAAAAGGCGCCGUCCUUCCAGGAGGCCAGACCAGGGCAUCCGCCUUGCAUACUUCUAACGCGUGUGAAGGCUGGGCUACUAUUCGGCGAAAAGGCAGUUACCGAGGGCUUGUGUGCCACAGGCGGCAAAGCUGAAGCCCUUUUCAGAGCGCUCCAGCAACAGAUGCAGCGCUUUCAGGAUAGUCAUGCUAAGCAGUGGAGCUAUGGCACGCACCCAGCCGCAAAGCCACAGUACGUUCUGCCAACAGGAACGGCGCAGAUGAACCUUUUGGAGGUCCUGAAUGGUUUCACAUGGAGCGAGUUCCGGCCAGACGUGACCAGCCACCCUGUCCACAACCCUGUCCUGCUGCAAGUGUCCAAAGACUCGCAGGACGGCGUGGGUUCGGAAGAAGCUCUUGUGAAGAGUUCGAGGCCUGGGAAGACUGCCAAGCCUACAAAAACACCGAAAGCACCCUCAAAGACAGGGAGCUUUGAGGCCAAGGCAUGCCGUGCCCAAGAAGACCUGAACACUCAUCGAUAUCCGCCUGAAGAUUAUGGUAAUGCAUCCGUCCGCUUGGUCUUUCCGGCCACUCCAAUUGGUGACGUUCAUCUUCUCAUACAGAAAAUCCAAGUUGUCCAGUUUGACAUCGUGGGCGAGUUGGUUCGAAACAGCGACACAACUUUUCUUUUCGAGAUUACGGGGAAAGAGGGGCCCGGCACUGCCUUUGCCUAUGUUGAAGGAAUUGACUUCAAGGCUCCAGACUCGGCGGUGCCUGGCAUCACCAAGGCAGCUUCCUCCAUUGACAGCUUCUUCCGACCCGUGUUCACCUUUGGCCAAAAAAAGGCUGACAGCCUCAAGGAAGGGCCGCUAAUGAUGAAGUUCAAGAUGCGAGGUGAGUUCAAGCUGAGCGAAGGUGACCACUGGGAGGUUUUGCCCAAGGCAGUGUCAGACGUAAAGCUGGUGUUCGGGCGAGGUGGCCUCGUACAGGGUUUGAUCAACUAUUUGGUGUCUGCCUACGGGAACAUGGAUGAGAUCUUUCUCAAAUCUGUCUGGCCUUUGCUGGCGAGUGCGAUCCCGGAGAGUUUGGGGAAAGUCUUCGUUCAAAUCCCCCAGAGGGUCGGCAAGAUGGGCCACAAGUUUGGGAUCCAGGGCAGCUGCGUGGUCUGGGAUGAGAGCAACGAGAAGUGUGCCACUGACCAGGUUCAUGUGCAAUUGAAAGACAGCACAACGGUGGCUCUUUUGCCAAAGCCUCUAACGGAGAAGUACCUCGUCAGCCACGACUGCUCCCAAGACGAGUGCGAGGCUGCGGAGGAGUCACUGCCGCUGACGCUACUGCGCUCCUAUGCCAACGCAUCUUCUCAGGUUCCCGCGGUGUUCGGGGGCACAUCUGUGGAGACGUCGUUCGACAUGGAGUACUCGUCCACGCUGUUCCCCAAAAUUUACAUGGACUCCAGCGCCAACGCUCCGAUGAAGGUCCUGGAGAUUGCUUUAGGAGGCCAGGGCAGCGUUCUGUCCAAUCUGCUGCCUGGAGCACCAGGGAAGCUCACAGCAGUGGGCUCAAUCGUUGUCAUUGAGGGCAACAAGGUUGUGAUCCCUGAGGUCCGACUGGAGCGCUUGCGGCUGCCACUGCUGCUGGGUGGUCAGAGCGAGGCCCUGGAGCUCAAUGUCACACUGGCCAAGGUCAAAGCGACGUCUGACGCCCCUGCAAGCAUGAUCGACGUGAUGGUCGCGUAUUUUGAUGCGACACUGGAUCAAGCCUCAGGCUUAGCUUUCAAAAAGGCGGGGGGGAGUAGCCCCUACCCUCUGCUGGAGGUUACUCUGAACAAAAGCUUCGUCAGCGAGAUCCUCACGAACGUCGAGCGUGACUUUCCCGAGCCCACGAACGUCAGGACAGCAGAGCGGGGCCGGGCAGAUGGCGUUGUGCCUGAGGCCUUCAGGCAGAAGCAGGCUGUGGCCCCGGGGCAGCUGGACAUCCACAAAACGCUGGCUGAGGCCGCCGCCAGGGUAACUGUGAGUCUGGAGAGUGACCGUGAUGCGGACUCGGGCGAAGACAUGCUCAACGUUUCUGCUCGGGUGGUGCUGCAAACCACGCUGGACCUUGGAAGCAACUUCUGGCGAGCUGUGACAAAUAGGAGGACGCGGGAUUAUGGCUUUGUGCAUGUGUCUCAGCCCGGCGUAUGGGGCCCGCUGGUGCACAGCCGAUUGCCAGAGACGCCCGUGUUGCUGGAGAUUGGGUGUGGUGAAUUGCGCAUCUUCGACUUUGGCAAAGAUGCAAAGCCAUACAAAGACUUGCUGCAUUCCGUCAACCUUUACGAUGUUUGGUCCAACCCAAAGGGCACUCUGGAAACGGAAGAGGCAGGACCUUGCAUUUUCAUUGCUGAGCUGUGGGAAACGUUCUACUCGGAGAAGUACUACUUCUGUGCGGAGGCAACACCCAUGCGUCAUUUACGCGAAGCCCUGAUGCUUCAGUGGACGCGCUUCAGCACGAUCUCUCAAGCCAUGGAAGAUGCGAAGGCUGCGGACGCAGAGUCUUUUCAGGCCUCACGUGCUGCCGGAUACGGAGUUCAGGUGCCCAGCAAGCCGAAACAAGCCUUUGCUGAUAGCACGUGGUUCCGGGAGUUCAACCCCUUCGACACGAAGAGCUGGCUGCCGGACUUGCCUCCUGCGCACGAAGAGGACGUUGAGACGCCCCUCCAGCGCUGGGAACAUGCAAAGAGUGAAUAA
Molecule: messenger RNA, 2817 nt
Organism: Symbiodinium pilosum
Lineage: Eukaryota; Dinophyceae; Suessiales; Symbiodiniaceae
Source: the annotation of a GenBank genome assembly